This is a messenger RNA of Suillus plorans, 783 nucleotides long. RefSeq lists its product as uncharacterized. The transcript is spliced from 2 exons. NCBI's taxonomy places the organism in Eukaryota, Fungi, Basidiomycota, Agaricomycetes, Boletales, Suillaceae. The record is from RefSeq and is a predicted model, not a curated record. The annotation marks the transcript as partial.
CAUGGUGGGCUGAGGUGCAAUUUUUUUUGCCGGACAUGCAAAGUUGGUGGCACAACUGUAGACAAGAAGUCUGAUGCAGGUUACUGUAGUAUAUUCAAGUCCGCUGAACUUCGAACACCAGAGGAAAUGCUGGCGCAGGUAAAAGAGCAGGUCGAGCUUGCAAAACUGCCUGGUGGAACCACCAAAAUUCAGAGCGCUGUGGCAUCAACAGGGACCCGAGAUGCAGCUACAUCGGCGAUCAUAAAUCGCCUUCUUGAGCUUGGAAAACAGCUUCGCAAACGUGAGGCCAGGAAGCCUCCCAUUUCUGAAGCAGACGUUCGUGUACAGCUUGAGCGUGAGCUUGAGGCUGUGCUAAAUGGUUAUUCGCUUGAUGAUCAUAUCAACCCACUUCUUGGUAUGCCAAGUGUCAAUAUUUAUCAAGACACGCCCACGGAAAUCCUACAUACUGUCCUUCUCAGUGUCAUCAAGUACUUCUGGGGCCAGACAGUAUGGAUACUCGAUAAAAAUCACUUGCUCAAUACAUUCCAGAUGCGACUGGAAUCUGUCAACAAAGAAGGCUUAAAUUCACCGACUCUUGGAGCAGAGUACAUCUGCCGUUUCAAAGGAGGUUUGAUCAGCAAGCAUUUUAAGAGCCUUGCACAGGUAAUGCCAUACCUGAUCUACAACCUUGUUCCGCGCUCAGUUCUCGAUGGUUGGACUGUGAUUGGCAAGCUCGUGGUGCUUCUCUGGCACACGGUAAUUGAGAAUACUGAAGAUUACCUGGUGUGUCGCACUCUCAUCUUC